This is a messenger RNA of Lymnaea stagnalis (great pond snail), 7174 nucleotides long. Lineage: Eukaryota; Metazoa; Mollusca; Gastropoda; Lymnaeidae. The record is from the annotation of a GenBank genome assembly.
ACUGGUCACAGUUAUCUGAAUCUUGCCAGUUAAGAAAUAGUAAGAGAGCUUCUAUUUGCGCAUAUUCAUCAUGGCGACGGAAACUAACGAUGGUCCUAAUCAGAAAAUGGAAGUAGACUUCAGUUCUACUGUAGAAGAAAAAGUUCCACUUUUUGAAGCGCUUGCGAAGGUAUAUUUCAAUUAAUUUAGAUAUUCUAUAUAAUAAUAUAAUAUUGUGAAAUUCAUUUAGACGUUAGGUCGAUCAUCAUUCAAUCAUUGUCAUUAAUUCAUUUAAUUAAUUUUUUAAUAAUGAUUUUAUUUAUUUAGUUUUACUGUUUGUAUUACUAGUUACUGUAGUCUGUAAAAUUCAGUGUAUUGUUGAUUGACUUAGUUGUGUAGUGUAGUGAAUUAGUCAGACUUAGUGAUAGUCCACUUAGGAGGGAUAGUGAUUAGUGGCCUUACCCUUACUUAUUACAGCCCCACACCCCCUCUUCAUUUCAAAACAUCCCCCCCCCCUCCCUCUUGAUUUCAAAACAUUCCCCCAUCCCCACGAUUAAAAAUACUAUUAAUUUCAGGCCCUAAAUUAGGGGGACUUAGGAUUUGUUACUUAGUUAAAAUUAUAGAAGUAGGACUAUUUAAUUUAAAAUUACUCCAAUUAGCUUACAAACAAUCUGAGUCUGAGUACAUUUAUCAGUUUGAGUUUGUUAAUAAAAAAAGUAGUAGUAGUAGUCUUCAACUUAGAGGUUAGUAGUUUAAGCAAUUCUAUGUCCUAGUCAGCAGUGAUUAGAUUUUUAGAUGUACUAUUGUACUACUUGACUAAGUUACUUAUUGACUUUUUGUCUUUCAAGUCAAAGUUUUUGAUUUUUUCUUUGUGUUUACAAUUUCAAUAAGACUUAAUUUCCUUGAGCCUAGCCUACAUUGCUACAUCAUAAUAAUUUAUUUUAUUUUGAUAACUCGUUUUCUGGGUUGGGUAUUGACAGUAUUGUCGUGUCUGUAGUAGUAAUUGUAUUAGUAUUCAUAAUGAAGAAACCCCCGAAAGUCAGUUGUUGUUGAUGUUAAUAACUAGAUAAUAAUUUAACCUCAGUCUAAGUCGACUAAGUCUAGACCUAGUGAAAACCUUAAAAAUAAAAUUGCAUUGGCAAAGCCCCUAUUUACAUUAGAUUAAUAACUAAUAAACAAGACUCAUAUUAAUUUUAAAAUAUUAUAUUUAUGCCACCUAAAUUAAAUAAGUAGAAAGCUUAACUUCACUCAAAUAUUUUUGAGCAGAAUGUUAUUAAUUUUUAGUGAAUUUAGUAUCUGGUCCAAGAAGUGCUGAGAACCAAAAAGGUCCAAAUUAAAUCAUAAUUUUAAUAAUUCAGUUAGGCUAGUUAUGUUACACUUGCCUGAUUUGGUGACUUAGGCAUUAGGGAUUCAAUCAUAGGUAUAACUUAUAACUAAAAAUAUUCCAGCAAUUUGUCCUUUGUGUUAUAAUAAAAAUAACAUGCUAACUUUAAUUAAUUCAAUAUUUCAGCAAGGCAAGUUAUCAGAGGCAAUAGAUGGCUUGAUGUCUCUUGAAAAGCAGACAAGAACUGUGAGUAGGCCUACUGAUAAUGUUAUGUCUUAAAUAAAAUUAUGAAAUAAAAAAAAUUAAAUUUUGUUUCUUUUACUUUUAAUCAUGUAAAUAUUGUUAAACAAAAAUUGUUGAUUUGCAGUAGGGCUGGAAUACACAUUUAUAAACAAAGCAAUAUGAAAGAUAAACAGAUUAUAUGAUGACUAAUUUGGUUGAAAGUAAAGAAAAACCACCCAUUCCUUAGAAAGUGAAAUCUCUAAGGAAGUGUGCCCCAUGGCCAUGAAGUGGAAUACAAUUACAAGUUGAAUUAAUUAAACAAAGAUUGGCUAAAAAUGGAACACCGAUAAAAUACAAGAUGAUAAUACGUAUGUCAUAUGAAAUAACAAGGGAGCAACACAAAGUUAGCAUGGGGGGGGGGAGAAAAGAUGGAACUAUGAAACACAAUUACUUACUAUGAAAAUUCAAAGGGAUUAUUUUGAGUAAAUUUGACAUAAAUGUUCAUUUAAAUAUGUCUCCAAUCACAUCCUGUUUGUCAACUAGAUUUCUCUCUAAUUCUACUCUCACAGGCUGCAGAUACACACUCCACAAGUCGCAUUUUAGUAGCUAUUGUGAAAAUUUGUUUUGAAGCAAAAAACUGGGAUGCUCUUAAUGAGAAUAUUGUUCUCCUGACAAAGAAGCGGGGACAAAUUAAACAGGUAUAGAUCUAUUCAAAAUUUACCAUGACCAUGAUGACUAUUUUUUUUUAUUACUUCUCUUUUUUUUUUAAAAAGUAUUUACUUUAAAAGUAUAAAAGUAUCUUUUACCUGUUAUUUUUUUAAUGAAACUUUGUUCGAUGUUGAAAUGUUUUACUUUGACCAUGCUCAAUAAUAAAAAAAAUUUCUGAAAUUUAUUCAAAGGAAAGUUGUUCCAACUGAAAGUGUGUUCAAAAUGAAAUUUAUUAAGCUGAGAUUUAUUUUUAAUGUAUUUUAAGGGCGGAUAGGAGUGAUAAAUAAGGAAAAUGUCCAUUUAGAAACAAUUAAUUUUUUUCAUUUCCGACAUACUUCCGUUCAAACAAAUGUCUUUCCUAUACAUUUCCGGUAACAACCAACAGAUAUAUGAUUAAAUAAAAAAAAUCACAAUAAUCAUGAGGUAUUUUAGAAUCGCAAACUUCAAUAAUCUUGACGCUAUUUUGAAUUUAACACUUUCAGGUUAAAGAGUUGGUUAAUUGUUUAUUUUUUCUUUAGUCUGUGACAAAGAUGAUCCAAGAAGCAUGUGGCUAUGUAGAGAGUACACCAAGUAAAGAAGUCAAACUGAAGCUUAUUGACACCCUAAGAUCUGUAACUGCUGGCAAGGUAUGAUUUAAGAUGAUUUUUUAAAUCAAUUUUAGCUGAAAUAAAUUUGAUAGCCUGACCACGACUGAGAAGAAAUCAUGAUUACUUUAAAGUUUUUACAUAAAAAGAUGUGUUGAGGUUCUUAAAAAAAACAUUACUAGUCAACAAUCUCUUUUAACUGUUUUAUAAAAUAUUUGAAAUUUAUUGUUAUCACAUUCUAAUUAAUCCAUUCAGAUUUAUGUUGAGAUUGAAAGGGCUCGACUUACCAGAACACUGGCCAAAAUCCGUGAGGAUGAAGGUGAUAUUGCUACAGCUGCUAAUGUAUUGCAAGAGUUGCAGGUAAAGUUCUCCUUUCCAUUUAAAAAAAGUUUUUAAACUUAAAUAAAAAGAUGUUAGUGUGUUCAGAAUUAAGUGAUAUGUGUUGCAGCCGGUUUCAUCCUGUUGUUUUUGUGUUUCUUAUAAAACUAAUUUCUAAAAUUCUACAAAACACCAUUCAAGUAUUAAAUGCUUCUUAUUUCAAAACUGAUAAUGCAACUAACAAAUCAUUUUUAGGUUGAAACAUUUGGAUCAAUGGAACGAAAGGAAAAGGUCGAAUUUAUUUUGGAGCAGAUGCGGUUAUGUUUGGCAAAAAAAGAUUACAUACGUACCCAGAUCAUCAGUAAGAAAAUAAGCAUCAAGUUUUUUGAAGACUCAGACACUGUGGUGAGUUGGUUUGGUAAUACUCAUAUUGUGACAAAGAUUAUUUCUUCUGAUUAAACUAAAUUUUUGAAAAUAACUAGUAUGAUACAGAUGAGAUGAAUAUAACCUGUAUAAAAUAUGGAGAUCUCAGCGGGAAAAACAGUCAAGCUACAAAUGUUGAUAUUUCCAGGUUCUAAAGAUUAAUGUGGCAGUGCAAAAAUCUCUUAAAGCGUAUAAAUUUCCAAAAUAAAAUGGCAUCUCCAAGUACAAGCUGAGCUAUAAAAUAGUAUUGUUAGGUGCAAAUCUUUUAAUAUUCAAACUCUUAAAUCCUUUUCUCUCAAAAUGUCUAAAUUUGAUAUUUUACGUUUUUUCUUCUGAGGUUCUCAUGUGUGCUGUGCAUCUAUAUAUUUCUAAGAUGAUUUUGUCUCAGUUUUUGUUCUUCACCAAUGAGUACUCAAUAAAUUUGAAAAAUCUGCAAUUUUUGGGGUUAUUUAAUUUUGUUGAGUGUGUCUUGUUUUUGAGGAAUGCUGGUUGAUGAUGUAUGGAAAAGAAAUAUUUGUGCUUAAUGUUUUUCGAGGCUGUGACAACAUUUAACUUUACUUGCCUGUAGUUAUUGAACUUGUUUUAAGACCUCAUCUUUUUUUCUAGGACUUAAAGCUGAAGUUUUAUCACUUAAUGAUUGAGCUGGACCAACAUGAGGGAUCUUAUCUGGCAAUUUGCAAGCAUUACAUGGCUAUCUAUAAUACAGAGCAGAUACAGAAUGACAAGGAGAAACUGAAAGAAGUGAGGGCAUUUUUAUUGACUUGUGGUCAGUCUUUGAUGUGUAAAGGUGUUAAUAAUACCCCCCAAAAAAUAUUAUAAAUAUUUGAUCUCCUCUGUAGCUAACUAUGUACUAGAAACAAAAACAUGUCUACCUUGCCCCUCUCCAAUGCUUUUGAUUUUGAGUUCACAUAAAACCUAAGGGCUAUUUUACCACCAUCCCCUUUCCUGACUAAAAACAGAAGUACCGGUAAGACUUGUGACAUAAGUUUGUAUUGAAAAAUUUAUCAAAACGUGCAUACAAUUUUAGCCAUAUUUAAGAGUGAGUUUGUGAUAUGUAACAUUAAAUUUGUUUCCCCUACAAAAUUAGCACUUUUAAAUUUUUUUGAUGGAAAACGUGAUAGCUUCCUUGAUAUAUGACAAAGUAUUUUUUUAAAAAUACAGGUUUUUUUUUGUUUGUUUUUUUCUCCCCAGGCCUUACGAUGUGUGGUAAUAUACUUGGUUCUUGCCCCAUUUGAUAAUGAACAAUCAGAUCUCUUACACAGAGUGUCACAAGACAAAAAUCUGGAGGAGAUUGGAUUUUAUCAGUAACUUUAUUUUCUUUUGCUACACAUGUUUAAAGACCUUAUAUUAAAGCAUGGGAAACUUUUUACAAUAUGCAAUGCUAGAUUGGCUUGAAAAUAAUCUCAUUGUCCGAAACUAAUCUUAAAAAUAUGUGCAUAAUAAUAAUAUUUUGUAAGGACCAAUUUAUUAUUUAGACUUGCUAUUGCUAAGGCUAAGAAUAUAAACUUAACAUCUUUGUAGGCAUUUUAAAGCAACUUAUACAAUCAUCCAACUCAUCAUUGUUGCCUUAGUUAGGUUGCACUGUAAAAAGUCUACAAUUUUUGUGUUGUUUAGAAAAUUCCUCAAAAAUUUCACAACAAAUGAAAUUAUUAACUGGAGCCAAUUGUGCAAGGAGUACGAGAAAGGUCUGAAGACUGGAGACACUGCAACUAAUGUCUUUGUGGCCAGCAACAAGGUGGAGGGUGGUGAUAAACGAUGGGCUGAUUUAAAAAAUAGAGUUGUAGAACAUGUAAGUCAGUUAAAACAAAAUACAUAUUUUUCAUUCUAGAAUUAAGCUCCUUGAUGCCUGUGAGAUACAAACCUAGAUGCACAUAAGUUUCAAAAGUUCUCCAAUGUCUAUUAAAGCAAUUUCUGCUGCAUCUAAUGAGGCGUUGUUUUUAUGUUCAAUUUAGGAAAGCUUCCAACUUCUAUUUAUCAUCAUAGUCCAAAUUUCUGGCCAUAGUAAGAUUUUAUUUAAAAAUUGUAUAGGUAUUUGUCAGUUUACACCUGCACAAAACAGUCUUGAAUCAAAUUUAAAUAUAUAAUAAUUUUUUUUAAAAAUGUUACUGUUUAUAUACAUUCUUGCUGUGUUCUUAUUGUAAAUUGGUCUGCCUAUCAUAAGUCAAUUUUCAAUGCAUUGUGUUCUGCUGACUUACUCAUAUAAAAUGCAUGCAUUUAUUUCAUUUUUUUUCUUUUUAGAAUAUCAGAGUAAUGGCUAAAUAUUAUACAAGGCUACGUAUGCAGAGAAUGGCAGAAUUAUUGGAUCUUACAGAAAAUGUAAGUUACUGAAUCUUGUGCAUGGAUACAAAAUAAAAAGCACUUGGUUAUGAUUACUUUAAAUUCGGCUAGGCUGAUCAGUGUCACUUGAACAGCAAGAAGUAAAUUCAUGGAUAUUCUCCCCUUCCCUGAACAUGUGUAAGGGAGUUUGCCUAAAGGUUUAAUAAAUAAAAAAUGAGUAAAUGAAAGCAGUUGUUUAUUAUCAGACUUAUAUCAAAUUUGUGAUUUUUCACACUUGUUAUGAAUAGCAGAGAACCGGUCUAACAUGUGGAUGGCAACAACAUUUUCUAUUUUAAAACCCCCCAGCAUCACAAUUAAACAGCCGUAACACAACUAUCUUCUUUAUGAGUUGCCGUAACACUACUAUCUUCUUUAUGUGUUGCCGUAACACAACUAUCUUCUUUAUCAGUUGCCAUAAACUGAUAUCUCAAUGGAAAUUGGCUUCAAUAAUAUCUGAAAGAGUCCCUGCACAUACAUGCAAAAGUCACAGCAGCCACUCUCUAAUUUGGCAGUCUAAACCUUUUCCUCUUAAAGUUAUGUAAAAUAUGUACAAGUAAACGUAUAAAUUUAAAUAUUUUAAAUAUAAAGAGCUUGUGUCAAUGAGCAUAAAGGAAGAAAAUAAAACCCAGGCGUUAGAGAUUAUUCUAUUCAAAGUAGUUGAAUGUUUCCUGGACUUUGAGCAUAGGAAAAUUAUGCAGAAUGGCUAACAGUUAGGAUUUUAAUUGUCUAGUGUUGGUUUAAACACUAAUCAUUUAGUUCUUGUAACCAUUGAGAUUAUCUUCACCAGUCGCCCAUUGGUUUGUGUACUACUGCCGUAAAAUGUGUUUUUCAAUGAAGAGAAACAGCCUUAACUUAUAGAGAACUUUCUUUCCCAGGAAACUGAAGAAUUUCUUUCCAAUCUGGUGGUCAACAAGACAGUUGAAGCCAAGAUAGACCGCCUGGCCGGCGUUGUCAGCUUCAGUCAGGCAAAAGAUCCCAAUUCGGUGCUAAACGCGUGGUCGUCUCGGCUCUCGGACCUGAUGCACCUCAUUCACAAAACCAACCACUUGAUCAAUAAAGAAAACAUGGUUCACAGACUUAUCCCGGGGGAUAUCAAAUUGUCAGCCUAAGUCUAGAGCCACUUUGAAAAUAUGAUACAGGUUAACAGUGUAGGGUCUGAAUGGUUUAUGGAUGAAAGACUUUGACAAGUUCAUUAUAUCUUAGCUAUUAACCUGACUUAUUCCAUAUCUGUGUCGUUGUGUGAAAAUAGCAAAUGUUUUGAGAUAUCGUUGGUAAAUAAAUUCACCGUUUUCAAACUUGC